Messenger RNA from Symbiodinium necroappetens, 1692 nucleotides. Lineage: Eukaryota; Dinophyceae; Suessiales; Symbiodiniaceae. The record is from the annotation of a GenBank genome assembly.
AUGGUCGAAGAUCUUCCUAUCACAAGCACGGAGCAGCGCUUGAAGGACCAGCACAAAGAGCUGCUGUUACACUUGGAUGGCUGGUUUGAGAGAGUGGAGACGACGAUCUCUCGGCUACAAACAACAAUCGACCACGCGCCUGUCACACAUUUAUUGCCGAGCCACCCCAGAUUUUCAGUGUCUUCCCGCGGAAGUCAAAGUAAAGAAUCGAAAGAUACCAUUGGGGACCCGAGCAAUUCUUUUCUGAAGGAGAAAGCACCCAGCAUGUCGGUCCGUUCCGAGCCAUCAUCGCGGAACUCGCGCACCUCCAUGAAACGGCUGGACAGCUACACUGUAGCUGUCAAGAAGUCCAGCAGGAUUUCAGAGAGCUUUAAGAAGGUUUGGACAAAGGAUGGAUCGCACACAUCAAUGCAAGUACAUCGCCAGAAUCCAAGUCGAUGUAAGAAGCUUUGGGCGAGCCUCACUGAGUUUUCCGAGAAGGUCAUCCAUUCCCAAUGGGCCAACCUCUUCUUUGGCGCCGCCAUUCUAUCGAAUUCGCUCUUUCUGGGUAUUCAGCUUCAGUACCGGGCUCAGAAUCCCGGGCCCUCAGACACGUCCAUUGUUUUCUUCGUGAUCCACACCUUAUAUGCUGUGCUCUUCACGGUGGAGGUUCUGCUACGGUUGCUUGGUGAGGGAUUCUGGGAUUUCUUCUUCUCCUCCAGCUGGACAUGGAAUUGGCUAGAUGUCUUUGUUGUCAUCUCUUCCUGGGCAGAGCUGUCUCUGGAGUUCGCGAGUCCGACGGGGUCCACCAGUAUCUCCAACAGCAACCUGCGGCUUGUACGGGUGCUGAGAGUGGGCCGCCUCCUACGUGUCCUCCGUGUAAUUCGCGUCGCUCGCGUGUUCAAGGCGCUCCGCACAUUGGUGCACUCGCUGGUGGACACCUCGAAGCAGCUGGUUUGGGCUAUGCUCCUGCUGACACUAAUCAUGUACAUGUUUAGCAUCGUAUUCACAGACAUCGUGCUGGAUCAUUUGGAAGACACCGGUGAGCAAGACACAACGAUGGAAAAGUACUUCGGUACUUUGUACGACUCCUUCUUCACACUCUUCCGUGCGAUCUUGAACGGCAUUUCUUGGUAUGAUGCGGCUGAUGCACUGCGUCCUAUCAACUUGCUCUGGGUUCAGUGGUUUCACUUUUACAUCGCUUUCUGUCAGUUCGCAGUGUUGAAUGUCAUGACUGGCGUCUUCUGCAACAGUGCCAUCAAAGCUGCAGAAAGAGAUCAUGAAACAGUCGUGCAGUCGCUGAUGCAGAACCGCGAGGAUUUCCGGGCGCAGGUAUCCAAUUUAUUCUACAGAAUCGACGAGCGUGGACUUGGCAAGAUUACACUGACCGAGCUAGAAAAGCAUCUCGAUGACGAGGCGGUGAAGGCAUUUUUCGAAUCCCUUGAGAUCGGGGCGGUGGAUGCGUGGACAUUGUUCUUGAGUCUUGACAUAGAUGGUGACAACUUGAUCAGCAUCGACGAAUUCAUGGAAAGGUGUGUGCAGUUGCGGGGGCCUGCACGUUCGGUGGACCUGUAUGCUAUUCGGCGGCUAAAUGUCAAAAUACGAGAUGAGAUGCGCUUCCUCGAAGACCAGCAGCACAGAAUCAUGGCACAUCUUGGUGUGAAACACGAGCAUCAGGACGCCCAUGAAAUUGAGCCCACGGUCUUCAUCUGA